AUGAUAUCGAACAAAACAAUUCAAUCCGUUGAUGAAGUGGUCGUAGAGAAUGAAUCUCCCUUAUCAUGCUCACAAUUAGAAAAUUGUGGUUUUGUUGUUGUAAUGUAUCUCAUGAGAACCAAAGAUAUGAACAUUAUUGUAGCGAAUGGAGAGGGACCCUUUCCUUCUCUUCCACCACCUUCCGAAACAACUUCUCUCUCCUACGGCCAAGUGGAUAAAGAACAGCAGAAAGGCUUGUGGUAUUUUCUAUUUGGUAAUAGUAGGGAUAAUAGUAAAAAGCCGGAGAAGAAACAUGCUCUGUUUGUGAGGGAUUUACGACUUGAUGAAUGUCAUGGAGUGGAAAGUCGAAGAGUUGAGAUGAGGAGAUUAUAUUCAAAGUUUGAAAUUGUUCUUCAAAUUGUUAGGGGGGUGGAGUAUGUUUUGCUACCACGAAAUUGGUAUGACAUAUCAUGUUGGAGAGAAAGACUUGGUAAUGACAUUUUUGGUCUCUCUUUGAGGAAUAGAAAGUUUCCAGUAUUCGAAACAUCAAUCAGAUAUGGAAAUGCUUACUUGACGGAUUAUGGAACCAAGUUUGGUAUUCCAGAAAUUGAGCAGAAUGUGAUUUUUAAUUAUUCAAAAUGCACCAACGAACAAAGAGUGAAAAUGGUUGAAAAAGUAUACGAAAUAGACUUUAAAAAUGUUGAAAUUCAUCCUCUUUAUUUCAUUUUUGCAUUUACAGAGUUUGGAAAGAGUUUGAGAUAUUUCAAAUUGUUAAAAAAAUUUGGGAAAUCACCUUCUCCAUAUUUGGAAACCAUCUUGUCAAGCAACUCCUUAAAAUUCAUAAGCAAAUAUGAUUUAGACAUUAUUAGACACUUUAAGUUUUGGCUUCACGUCCCAAUCAAUGUUUGGUAUUUUGAAACUACUGAUUUCUCAGACAGUAUUAAGGUUGGAGAAUAUGAUUCAACACCAAUUCGUAGAAUCGAUUGGUUGAAGGAAAGAUUGCUAAGUGAUGAUUUACAGACUCCUUUCGAGAUUGAACAUUCUGAUGGUAUUGACAUUUCAUUUGGUAAAGCAGGAGAUGAAAUAGUGCAACGAAUGAAUUUGGCUGUAAUAGAAAAGUGUUAUUACAAGCAGGAAUAUUUAUCUUGCAGAUUAGUUGAACUGGAUGAUGGAAAUUCACAUGCAAAUCAAGAUGUUUAUCCAAUAUUUUGGAGAGAGGACACUUUUGUAAUUCACUCUGAAAACUUGCAAUUGUUGUGUGAGAAUCUACUCAACAUUGUUUCAAUGAUUGUUAAAAAUUGGGAUUUAACUGUUGAAGAAGAUGUUCCUUUUUUGGAUUAUGAUUUGGUGGAUAUGAGAUAUUUAUAUAGAAUUGAAUUAAGUUUAAAACAGUCAAAGAUUAUUAGCUCCAAAUUAUCUCAACAUCUAGACAGUUUCAAUUUAACUCCUAAACAAUUAGAAAGUGCAAAUUGUGUUGUAAAGACAAUUACAAGUCAAAUUAGAAAUGUCGAAAUGAUGGCAAUGUCACUAUUACAAUUAAGCAACCAAUACGAAAAAGACUUGUUUGUGAAAAUUCCUCACAGAUUUCAAGCCAUCAUUAUGUUAAGUGAAUGGAUUGAUCACUGUUUGGAUUUCACGCAUUCAAUUCAAGGAUAUUUCUUACAAUAUUUCAAUUUUCCAAAUCAAAUUGACAAAUAUUUCAGCGAUAUUGUUAUUGAAAAGUUGAUCAUGAAACAAAUCAAAACUCAGGACAUUUAUGAAAUGGCAAAAUACCUGUCCAUCAUGUCAACUGCCAUACAACAUGAUCUAUUUUUGUAUCAUGCUGGAUGGAUUAUUGAUGCUUUUUCUGCUUGGAUUGAGAAAUAA
This is a messenger RNA of Naegleria gruberi, 1845 nucleotides long. RefSeq lists its product as uncharacterized. The record is from RefSeq and is a predicted model, not a curated record. Lineage: Eukaryota; Heterolobosea; Eutetramitea; Acrasida; Naegleriidae. Bases 1 to 1845 code for a protein of 614 amino acids. The transcript has a single exon.